UCACAAAAAAUCUCAAGGUGUUAAUUGCACGACGGAAAUCUGAAACUGUAUUCCUCUGUUCAAUCUUCUAGACCAAUUUGCCGAGUGCUGAAAAGGCUGAAAUUUGAUGGGCUUUCAUCAUUUUGCAAGUAUUAUUACUAUUGCUUGUAUACUUCUCCUAUAUAUGAAAGUUUCCUUAGCAUUAGACUUCAUUUCUCAGUCUCAAUCCAUUAGAGAUGGUGUAACCUUAGUUUCCGAAAGUGGAACCUUUGAACUCGGAUUUUUCAGUCCUGGAAAUUCCAGCAAACGCUACCUGGGAAUAUGGUACAAGAAUAUCCCAAUUCAAACGGUAGUUUGGGUCGCAAAUCGCAACAACCCUAUCAACGAUUCUACCGGCAUCUUAACACUAAACAGCACUGGAAAUCUCGUCGUCGCUCAAAACCACACAGUCGUUUGGUCCACAACUUCUGUGAAAAACCCACAAAAUCCAGUAGCCAGUCUAUUGGAAUCUGGAAAUCUUGUGGUUAGAGAGGAUAAAGAAGCAAACCCAGAAACAUAUUUGUGGCAGAGUUUUGAUUACCCAACUGAUACAUUCUUACCAGGUAUGAAAUUUGGGUGGGACUUAAGAACUGGUCUAAAUAGGCGUCUUGUAGCUUGGAAGAGUCCAGAUGAUCCUUCCACAGGAGAUUUCUCUUGGGGAAUGGUGCUCAAUAAUUAUCCUGAUGCCUAUAUGAUGAAGGGAACCCGGAAAUUCUACCGAGCUGGACCAUGGAACGGCCUUCGUCCAAGUGGUUCACCACAAAUCAAGGCUAACCCCAUUUAUGAUUACCAGUUUGUCUCUAAUAAGGAUGAGAUUUACUUCACGUAUCAGCUCAACAAUCAUUCUGUAAUCUCAAGACAGGUAUUGAACAUAACAACUCAGGCUCGUCAACGUUUUGUGUGGAUAGAAGAUCAACAAGUUUGGAGGCUAUAUCAAACAGUGCCAUUGGACUAUUGUGAUAGUUACGGCCUCUGUGGAGCUUAUGGAAUCUGUACAAUUUCAGGAUCCCCAGUUUGUCAAUGCUUGAAAGGGUUCAGGCCAAAGUCACCAAAAAAUUGGAACUCCAUGGAUUGGUCUCAAGGAUGUGUCCGGAAUAAACCGCUAAGCUGCAAGGAUGGCUUUGUCAAAUUGAGUAAUUUGAAGCUACCGGAUACUGCACAUACUUGGGUGGAUGAGACGAUCACUCUAGAAGGAUGCAGAAACAAAUGCUUGAACAAUUGUUCUUGCAUGGCCUAUACGAAUUCAGACAUCAGAGGACAAGGUAGUGGCUGUGCCAUGUGGUUUGGUGAUCUAAUUGAUAUUAGACAGUUUUCGGGUGGUGGGCAGGAUUUGUAUGUUCGAAUGGCUGCUGUAGAAUUAGGGGAAGUGCGUAGGAGCAAGAAGAAGCUGACUAUAAUAGUCGUCUCAACCUUGGGGUCAAUUUCUGCGAUGCUUUUACUCGGUUUUUGUUCUUAUAUCUACUGUGACCAGAGGAAGAAGACAGAGAAACCAGAAAACAAAGAUCAGAACGAAGGGGCCAGGGUUGAUGAUUUGGAUCUCCCAUUGCUUGAUUUUUCUGCUCUAGCUACUGCCACCAAUAACUUCUCAGAGGAGAACAAGAUUGGAGAAGGAGGUUUUGGACCUGUAUACAAGGGAAGACUAGUACAUGGGCAAGAAAUUGCUGUGAAGAGGCUUUCAAAAAGAUCAGGACAAGGAAUGGCUGAGUUCAAAAAUGAAGUUAAAUUGAUAGUGAAACUUCAGCACCGAAAUCUUGUAAAGCUUCUUGGUUGUUGCAUUGAAGGGGAGGACAAAAUGCUGGUGUAUGAGUACAUGCCUAACAGCAGCUUGGACUACUACAUUUUUGAUGACACCAAAGGCAAGGUGCUACAUUGGCCUCAGCGCUUCAACAUUAUUUGUGGAAUUGCUCGAGGUCUUCUUUAUCUCCAUCAAGAUUCGAGAUUGAGGAUUAUUCAUAGGGAUCUCAAACCAAGUAAUAUAUUAUUGGAUGACAAGUUAAACCCAAAAAUAUCAGAUUUUGGCAUUGCUAAAAUCUUUGGAGGAAACCAAAUUGAAGACUACACAGAGCGAGUAAUUGGGACUUACGGGUACAUGGCACCAGAAUAUGCAGCUGAUGGGCUUUUCUCUAUAAAGUCUGAUACAUUUAGUUUUGGAGUGUUGAUACUAGAGAUUAUUAGCGGGAAGAAAAGCCGAGGGUUUUAUCAUCCCGACCAAUCCCUUAACCUUAUAUCUCAUGCUUGGAGUCUGUGGAAAGAAGGAAGAGAUUUUGAACUAAUUGACUCAAAGAUAGAGGAAUCUUGCAUUCUAUCAGAAGUACAACGUUGCAUCCAUAUUGGCCUCUUGUGUGUCCAGCGACACCCAGAAGAUAGGCCAACCAUGUCUUCUGUGGUCCUAAUGUUGAGGAGUGGAACAAAAUUGGCUCAUCCUAAGGAGCCUGCUUUCUACACCAAGAAAGAUUUCACUGAACCCAAUUUCUUCUUAGCCCAAAUGGAAAAUAGUUCAACCAAUGAAUCAACUGUUACAUUACCAGAAGCACGAUGACCUAUUGAGAAGAGGAGCAAGCACAGAUUUUACUGGAAAGACUAUCUAUUUACUAUCUCUGUACAGAAGCCAGAAUUUUUGGACAGGCCAACGGUUCCCUGGUUUUUUCCUUCCCUUUUUUUUUUUCCCCCCCCCUCAAUUCAUGAGGGCUGUAUAAACUUUUGAUAUUGUUCAAUUUAUUUAUUAUUUAUAGCGAAGCUUAGUCUUCAAUUUUCUCGUCCAUUUAGUUUCACUCCUGGUAUAAUUAUUCUUUACAUAAAGUUAGCGGCUCUGGACCUUCUUUUCCUCUCA
Messenger RNA from Neltuma alba, 2848 nucleotides. Its product is annotated as G-type lectin S-receptor-like serine/threonine-protein kinase SD1-1. The record is from RefSeq and is a predicted model, not a curated record. Gene Ontology annotation, molecular function: protein serine/threonine kinase activity; ATP binding. The coding region runs from base 107 to 2557 and encodes 816 amino acids. Gene Ontology annotation, cellular component: plasma membrane. Lineage: Eukaryota; Viridiplantae; Streptophyta; Magnoliopsida; Fabales; Fabaceae. Gene Ontology annotation, biological process: recognition of pollen; protein phosphorylation. The transcript has 7 exons.